Messenger RNA from Symbiodinium sp. CCMP2592, 516 nucleotides. The record is from the annotation of a GenBank genome assembly. Lineage: Eukaryota; Dinophyceae; Suessiales; Symbiodiniaceae.
AUGGUCCGGCUUUCAAAGCUCCUCGUGGCGGGCUCCCUGCUGGGCAACGUUCUUGCUGACACAGGCAAUCUCAGCCAGCUCUGCGGUGCCGAGGAAGCUGCUUGCUCUUGCAACUGGGCAGGCAACUCGGAGAGCGUGAACACGACAAAGUCGCUGCGGAGUGGCGCUGUGGAGGCCACCCGGUCCAACACCGGAGGCUGCACCAGUGGUGCAUCGGACUACACCAUCACGGGCUGGAGGACCCAUGUCUGCUCCACAGAAGUCUGUGUCACUGCCGACCCGGGUUUCAUGCUGGACGCCCGGCGGGUCUCCGUACAGGACCUCCAUUGCCGUGGUCGCAGGACGUGCUGCCACGAGCCCUACACCGUGGAUGAACUCCAGGAUGUCGAAGGUGUUCCAGUUCCCGUGAAGGUGCCGGUGAAGGCCUGUGUCAAGGUGGAGGCGGAGGGCAAGAAGGUGAAGGGCGUUCGCGGCCGUGGUGAGUGCAAGAUCACCGCUACCCAGGUCCAUCCGUGA